Molecule: messenger RNA, 318 nt
Organism: Protopolystoma xenopodis
Lineage: Eukaryota; Metazoa; Platyhelminthes; Monogenea; Polystomatidea; Polystomatidae
Source: the annotation of a GenBank genome assembly
AUGAAGCAACUUACGAUUUCUUUUGAAGAGAAUGCAGUAGAAUCCAAUAGCCAGGCAGAGAAAAUAUUACAGGCUAUAAAAAAUGCUUGCGAAACGAGAGGCAGAAUAGGGGUACUUGGCGAUAAUAAAUCGGUUUCCACUAAUUCGCAGCAAUUGGGAGGCGUGGAUGCGCUUUUAGUGUCUGAAAGCGUUGGCGCCCAUGAAGUGACUGGGCAGAUUUUAGGUACAAAUGUGCACGUGGAUGAGACCGCAGCUAAGCUGUUUGAUAUGCGAAAAAAAGAAGAUUAUGGGAAGGAUAAAGUAAUCAUUGAAGAUUGA